This is a messenger RNA of Oncorhynchus gorbuscha (pink salmon), 2378 nucleotides long. RefSeq names its product neprilysin-like. Gene Ontology annotation, cellular component: plasma membrane. The transcript is spliced from 19 exons. The record is from RefSeq and is a predicted model, not a curated record. The annotation marks the transcript as partial. NCBI's taxonomy places the organism in Eukaryota, Metazoa, Chordata, Actinopteri, Salmoniformes, Salmonidae. Gene Ontology annotation, molecular function: metalloendopeptidase activity. Gene Ontology annotation, biological process: amyloid-beta clearance; protein processing.
AUGGAUGUUGUCUACAGUUACCAGCACAUGGAUGUUGUCUACAGUUACCACCACAUGGAUGUUGUCUACAGUUACCACCACAUGGAUGUUGUCUACAGUUACCAGCACAUGGAUGUUGUCUACAGUUACCAGCACAUGUAUGUUGUCUACAGUUACCACCACAUGGAUGUUGUCUACAGUUACCAGCACAUGGAUGUUGUCUACAGUUACCACCACAUGUAUGUUGUCUACAGUUACCACCACAUGGAUGUUGUCUACAGUUACCAGCACAUGGAUGUUGUCUACAGUUACCCCCACAUGGAUGUUGUCUACAGUUACCACCACAUGUAUGUUGUCUACAGUUACCCCCACAUGGAUGUUGUCUACAGUUACCACCACAUGGAUGUUGUCUACAGUUACCCCCACAUGGAUGUUGUCUACAGUUACCACCACAUGGAUGUUGUCUACAGUUACCCCCACAUGGAUGUUGUCUACAGUUACCAGCACAUGGAUGUUGUCUACAGUUACCCCCACAUGGAUGUUGUCUACAGUUACCAGCACAUGGAUGUUGUCUACAGUUACCCCCACAUGGAUGUUGUCUACAGUGUUCUAGAGAGAAGCGUGGAGGGGGAGGCCAGUGCCCUCACUAAAGCCAAGACCCUCUACAGAUCCUGCACCAAUGAGAGUCAGAUUGAGAAAAGGGGCGGAGCUCCUUUACUAGACAUACUUCCUAAUGUGUUUGAGUGGCCAAUAGCAACAGACCACUGGGAGACUGUCUAUGGUGACACAUGGAAGUUGGAGGAUGCCAUUGCCAGACUAAAUGAGAAAUAUGGAACUCAAGUCUUGGUUAAUUUUUUUAUCGGCACUGAUGACAAAGACUCCAAUUCACACAUCAUUCACUUUGACCAGCAAACCAGCCUUGGUCUCUUAUCCAGAGAGCAUUAUACUUGCACCGGGCCCUACGCAGAGCCAUGUAGAGCAUAUGAACAGUUCAUGAUAGACGUGGCCAGGUUGAUCCGUACCGACCGCAGCCUAGAGGUCAACGAGACCCAAAUCAGAGAGGAGGUCACCAGGGUCAUUGAGCUGGAGAGGGAGAUCGCCAACGCAACUGAUACUCCAGAGGACCGUAACAACCCAGUUCUCCUCUACAACAAAAUGGAGCUGGGUGUUCUCAAUGCUAACUUCAGCCUAGAGGUCGACACACAAGUGUUUGACUGGAGUUACUUCACCAGGAAGAUCAUGGGGACGGUCGGCAUCACUGUGCCUGACACAGAGAAUGUUAUCAACUACGCACCUAAGUACUUCAGACGGCUCAACCCUAUCCUAGCCAAGAACACUAAGAGAGUCCUGCAGAAUUACAUGGUGUGGCGUUUUGUCAUGAACAUGGUGGUGGGUUUGAGCAGACAGUACAGGGACACCAGGAAAGCCUUCCGCAAGGCGCUGUACGGUGCCACGUCGGAGGCGGCGGUGUGGCGGCAGUGUGUCAUCUACGUCAACAACAAUAUGGACAACGCUGUCGGAAGACUGUACGUAGAGGAGUCCUUCUCUGGGGAGAGCAAAGAACUGAUGGAAGAGAUGAUCUCUGUUAUACGGGAGGUAUUCAUCAGUAACUUAGACCACCUAAGAUGGAUGGAUGUAGAGACCAAGAAGGCUGCUGAGGAGAAGGCACAAGCUAUCCGUGAGCGGAUUGGCUACUCCGACAACAUCAAGAAUGACACCUACCUGAACAACGAGUAUAGAAAUUUGAGCUACAGUGCAGAGGAGUACUUUGAGAACAUCCUCCAGAACCUGGACUACGUACAGAAGAAACGUCUGAGGAUGCUACGGGUCAAAGUUAACAAAGAAGAAUGGGUAACAGGAGCAGCCGUUGUCAAUGCCUUCUACUCCUCAAGCAAAAACCAAAUAGUGUUCCCAGCUGGGAUCCUCCAGCCUCCGUUCUUCGGUAAGGGCCAGACCAAGUCUCUGAACUUUGGCGGUAUCGGCAUGGUGAUCGGACAUGAGAUCACACACGGGUUCGAUGACAACGGGCGUAACUACGAUAAAGAUGGUGACCUGAAGGACUGGUGGACGCCAAGCUCCACCCAGAACUUUGUGAAUCUGUCCAAGUGCAUUGUGGACCAGUAUGGAAGCUUCUCCUGGGACCUGGCCAACGGGCUGAAUCUCAAUGGGAAUAACACUCUGGGUGAGAACAUCGCAGACAAUGGAGGCAUCCGUCAGUCCUACCAGGCAUACCUGAACUAUGUGGAGAAGAAUGGGAAUGAGCCUCUCCUGCCUGGAAUAAACCUCAACCAUCAACAACUCUUCUUUGUCAACUUCGCCCAGGUGUGGUGUGGAACACAUCGACCACAACAAGCUGGCAACUCCAUCAAAGUAGAUGUACACAGUCCAGGGAAGUUCAG